Guillardia theta CCMP2712 is the source of this 1107-nucleotide messenger RNA. RefSeq lists its product as hypothetical. The coding region runs from base 1 to 1107 and encodes 368 amino acids. The record is from RefSeq and is a predicted model, not a curated record. Lineage: Eukaryota; Cryptophyceae; Pyrenomonadales; Geminigeraceae. The transcript is spliced from 7 exons.
AUGGAGGGUGGAAUGGAACUAGUGCUAGGAAAUCAUCUUGUCAAGUUAAGGACGAGGACCAAGUUGAGAAAGUCAAGGGUGGCAGAAGGUCAAGUUCCUCGUCUCUUGGCCAGCAAGCACUGUGAGAGGCUCUCUAGGGGCUCGUUCAUAGCCAUGGUAGCGCACCAUGGGAGCAGCAGGGCGGAGCAGGAAGAGUCCACGUACGGCGUCUUCGAACCGGAAGCGUCGGGAGCGCCAUGGAGGAAGAGCUCGUCGAGCAGGCUCAUCAUGGCGGUGAUGGCGUUGGGACUGUGUGGUAUGAUCGUCGUGGGCAUGAUCCUGCAUGCGCCAUACCUGCAGACGUCACUGCUCGGGGGGUCUGUUGACUUGUUCGACGUCUCAGCGGCGGACAGGCACAGGGCGAGGGGGCAGGCGGUGGAGAUGUCGCUUGCUGACGUGCCUGAAGAGGGCCAGCACGUUGUGCACCUCAAUGUUCCUCUCAAGGAUGUGACUGGCUUGCGAGUUGGGUCGACGAUGAAGGGGAAGACGGCGAUGCUGGCAUCGGGCGGUACUACUCCUAUCAAUGUCAAGGAUUUCACCGGCAAGGUCCGAUCGUUGCAGAUGAUCACAGUGCAAGGAAAGAUUCAAUCAGACGUGCUGGGGGAGCCGGACGAGGGAGUUGUGUCAGUGAAGCUGCUGACUGAUCAGUACGUCGCUCCUGGUACGACAGUGACGGGGAUGGUGGCGGGCAAAGUGUUCAAGGGAGUCGUUACUAAGGCCCCUUCUCUUGAGAACCGCCUGGACGAGGCUGAGAAGCGGAUGCGAGAAAUGGCUCCUCCUGUCUGCGACGAGAUCUGCAAGCUCGAGAAGGAGAUCGAGAAGACGCAGAGGAGGAUCAAAGACUACAAGGACUCGCGGCAUCUCCGCAAGGAAGCAGACGCGCUGGAGAAGCGGAUGGAUGCGCUGGAGAAGCCGCGUCCUCCUCCUGAGACGGUUGCGAUCCUGGGGAACUGGGCUGGUUUCAAGUUCGAACUGCCUGAUGGUCCAGACACUUACGUACCGCGUCUGGAGAACAUUGCGGAUAGGAUGGACAGCAUCCCAAAAGGUGAGGAUAAGGAAGUGCUGUGA